AUGAACUCCCCGGCUGCGUCUACGGACAAGGCCGACUCGUUCCUCUCUCAGUUUGAUACCGUGUUUCUCAUAGAUGAUAGCGCGAGCAUGCGCGGCGCAAACUGGCAGGCCACAGAGAGCGCCCUGGCCAAGGUCGCCCCGAUAUGCACGGCUCAGGACAAGGACGGAGUUGAGAUAUAUUUCCUAAACCACCGCUCCGAAGCACCGGAUGGAGCUUAUUCCAACAUCAAGGACACUGGACAUGUGCGUGAGGUGUUCACCACCGUGGCUCCGCGGGGCGGCACUCCGACAGGUGCAAGGCUGAUGCAUAUCCUGAAACCGUACCUGAAGAGGUUUGAAGAAGCGUCCAAGAGCAUGACGCCGGAUGAACGAGAUGAAGCUAUACGGCCACUAAACAUCAUCGUCAUCACCGACGGCGUCCCGACGGAUGACGUCGAGAGCGUAAUAAUACUGGCUGCGAAGAAGCUGGAUAAAUGCAAUGCGUUACCGUGGCAGGUGGGUAUUCAAUUCUUCCAAGUCGGAGAUGACCCUGACGCUGCAGAGGAUUUGAAGGAGUUGGACGACGCGCUGGCGGGACAGAAUAACAUCCGGGAUAUGGUCGAUACCGUACCAUGGGAUGCUACACAGAGCGGCGGUGGCCUUACGGCUGACGGAGUGUUGAAGGUGGUGCUUGGUGCCGUACACAAGAAGUACGACCGAAAAAGCGCCGCCGGAGGACGACAACGAUAG
Arthroderma uncinatum is the source of this 729-nucleotide messenger RNA. RefSeq lists its product as uncharacterized. The record is from RefSeq and is a predicted model, not a curated record. The coding region runs from base 1 to 729 and encodes 242 amino acids. The transcript has a single exon. NCBI's taxonomy places the organism in Eukaryota, Fungi, Ascomycota, Eurotiomycetes, Onygenales, Arthrodermataceae.